UUCAUUCAUUUUAGUGGUGGGGCCAAGAUGGUGUCCCUUUUGCAGUCAUUAGUUCUCUUAGUUUAAGUGGAGCGACACGAAACGACGAGGAGAAAGCGAGCAUGGGGGAGCAAGGCUGAAGAAAAGGGGGCAUGUGAAACGCUUUAUUACAGAUUAAACACGACGAGUCUGAAAGGAAAAAUAAAAACACACAAACAAAGACACACAUUUUUAACAGCUGGAGUCAUUUAAAACAAGUACAGGAACACGCUUUGGGGAGCAGUUAUUGUAUUUUAACUUUUUUUGUAUUUGUGGCAAUUUUGUUACACUGUUUAUUUGUUUUGUUUGUUUGUUUUUUUAAGAAGAACGAAGAUUAUUGUCUUUUUCGUUGUUGUUUUGGUGGUGGGGGGGGGUGGGCCACAACCUUCUUGAACUUCUUGAAGCAGGAGAAAUGAAUUAAUUAAAGAGAAUCGGCAGCUAGAGAAUUAAGAAGGGAUUUAUUUAUUUAUUUAUUUAUUUAAAUCAAAACAGGGGGAAAACCCCCCCUGAAAAUUCACUUUGCUUGAAGAAGUAAAAGAACUGACUAUGUCCUAGAAGGACAAAAAAUAUACCUCCUUUUUUUACAACCAAUCAAACAAUCCAGUAAUCUGGCCUCACGCAAAGUGAUGACAUCACAGAACCACCACAGCAUCAACAACAACAACAACAACAACCCCCCCACACACAAUAACACCCACAACAACAACUCUGCCACGCACAGCUCGGCUUGGCUGAUCCCCAGGUCCUCUGGCAGCCCCGCCCCUCUCUCUGCUGUCCCUGCCCCCUCCAUGGGCCCCUCCCCCUCCAUGGGCGGGUUGGCGUGUGGGCGUGGACUGUGUGCUUGGCCGGACGAGGCGGUGGACGGCUCCUAUGGACUGAACUCGCUGCACCGUAUGUUUGAGAUCGUGGGCGCCCAGCUGACUCACCGGGACGUGCGCGUGCUCUCCUUCCUAUUCGUGGACGUGAUUGACGAGUACGAGCGCGGCGGGAUCCGCGAUGGGAGGGACUUCCUGCUGGCAUUGGAGCGGCAGGGCCGCUGCGACGAGACCAACUUCAGACACGUGCUGCAGCUGCUGAGGAUCAUCACCAGACACGACCUGCUACCCUACGUGACGCUGCGCAGGAGACAGGCUGUGUGUCCGGACCCUGUUGAUAAGUACCUGGAGGACACCUCAGUGCGUUAUGUCUCUCCCAGAGGUGUAGCUGAAAGCAGAGUGGUCUCGCAGCACAGACGCACAGGCCCCCCUCCCCUGCUGUGCUGCCCCCCUGGCAGACCCGCGGUGUGUUCGGGGCGAGGCAAGCCCACCCCUAGCACCCCCAACAGGAAGAGGAAGAGAGUGCACAGCACAGCCGAGUGCAGAGAGAAGCAGACCUGCGAUAUCCGGCUGCGGGUGCGUGCUGAGUAUUGCCAGCACGAGUCUGCUCUAACUGGGAACGUCUUCUCCAACAAGCCGGAGGCUCUGGAGCGGCAGUUCGAGUGCUUCAACCAGGCCAACACCAUCCUGAAGUCGCGGGACCUCGGCUCCAUCAUCUGCGACAUCAAGUUCUCGGAGCUCACCUACCUGGACGCUUUCUGGAGGGACUACAUCAACGGCUCGCUGCUGGAGGCGCUCAAGGGCGUUUUCAUCACAGACUCCCUGAAGCAGGCCGUUGGACACGAGGCCAUCAAGCUGCUUGUCAACGUGGACGAGGAGGACUACCAGGCAGGCAGGAGGAGGCUGCUGAGGAACCUGCUCAUAGGGAGGGAAGCCUUGUAACGAGAGAGAGAGAGAGAGAGAGAGAGAGAGAGAGGGGGGGGGGGGCGGUGUGUGUGUGUGUAGAGAAAGAGGACGAGGAGGGUGUGAGUGAGUGAUACAGUGCUCUGUUCCCAUUCUACACAAACAAUCAAGAACAAAUAAUGAAGCCACUUGAGGACAGAACCGCAGUGCUCUCUCCCAGCCUGCCUCUCUGUCUGUCUGGGAAGAAGAGAAACUGCUCCACAGCAGCAACUGGAUUGCUAUGAUAGCCUCCUCGUGUGUGAGUGAGUGUCUGUGAGUGAGAGACCCGUGUCAUUAGCGUGCCUCGGAAUACUGUGAGCACAAGCUACCUGUCUGAGACAGAGGGACUCUGAGAUAGAGAGAGUUGGAGAUAGAGAGAGGCUGCCAGGCUGUCGGGUUCUUAUCUCUCCAGGUAUACUUCUGUCUCAUCAAUGUACUGUAUAUACUUUUCUUUAAAUAAAAUAUGCAACAUAUAUAUAUAUACUACACAGGACUGGUUUUAUUAAACAGCUCUAACCCUG
Polyodon spathula (Mississippi paddlefish) is the source of this 2296-nucleotide messenger RNA. Its product is annotated as death effector domain-containing protein-like. Lineage: Eukaryota; Metazoa; Chordata; Actinopteri; Acipenseriformes; Polyodontidae. The transcript is spliced from 5 exons. Gene Ontology annotation, cellular component: nucleolus. Gene Ontology annotation, biological process: regulation of apoptotic process; extrinsic apoptotic signaling pathway via death domain receptors; apoptotic process. The record is from RefSeq and is a predicted model, not a curated record. The coding region runs from base 645 to 1775 and encodes 376 amino acids. Gene Ontology annotation, molecular function: DNA binding; protein binding.